AAAUGCUUGUUGCCAUGGAGACACAAUGUAGGAAGUAAGUCCCCUGCUUGACGUAAUGUCGUUCUUGUUUUGACAGCUAAAAGUCUGCGUUAACUUUAAAGUGUCGUUGCAGUAUUUUUACAUCGAUUCUGGAACAACGUUUGACAACAACAACUUAUCAAGAUGAAUUGUCACUUACACCUCAUUGCCUCAAACUGACAAGGUAAAUCAUCAACUUUCAAACGCACUCGCUACAUUACAAAAGUGCUAUGACUUCCUAUAGCAUUUAGCCCAAGUCAAUCUACACCGAAUGCUACAGUUAGGAAGACAUUUACGAUACAGCUUGAAUACUUGUACAAGUCCAUGAGCCGCAACCGAAACCCGGCCCCCCCUUCCCGGGGUCAAGGGGCUGCCCGCGCCAAACAGAUGGGGCUGCUGCUUGACCUGGACCCGGAGGGAGGUAUGGAUGAUGACGGCAACGAUGAAGAUCUUGAGGCAGAGCUUCUGAGUCUGAUGGGAGGAGGAGGGGGAGGAGGAAUGCAAAGGAAGACACGUGAAAACAAAGGUCCUGUUCAUAUGGCUGACAUUGAGCGCAUGGCGGCUCUUUGUAUGAAAGACCUGGACGAAGAAGACAUGAAGGAUGAAGAUCUGGAUGACGAUGAAGAUCUGCUGGCAGAGUUGAAUGAAGUUCUGGAGGAUGAGGAAGAAAGCCGCUCUGCUCACACACCACAAGCUCUUACACCGACUGCUCCCGAUGUCCGAGUUGCGUUCCACUCUCAUCCUCCUGUUAGCUCCAGUGCUGCAACAGGUGCAGAGUACCGCCUGUUAGAGCGAAUAGACAUGUAUAAGGCCGCCAUGACUAAUGCAACGGCUGCUGGGGAGAUCAGCAAAGUUCGACGAUAUGAGCGUGGAUUCAAGACACUGCAGUCCAUGCUCACAUCCGUAAGGAAAGGUAAGCCGGUCAAUGAGGAGGAGAUGCCCCCUCCUGUUGCUGUUGGUGGAAAUCUCAGUGCUUCAGUGUCUGAAUCAAUCGAGGAAAAAAAAGUCCCAGAGCCUGUCUUAAUGCCCUUAACUCCACCCAAUGAAAAACCUUCAUGGGAGGCAGCACCAACAGCUCCUAAUACUAAGCCACGCCAUCUAGCUUUACCCCAGAAUAAUACUACUGCCAUUAUGCCAGGAAGCCCUUCUAUCUCUCCACUCACACCUCAGCAGCCCAACACGAAACACUCAGAUCUUAAACAGGCAGUGUUGUCCCGACAGAGGGAGUACAAGAUGGCUGCCAUAGAAGCUAAGCAGAGUGGCGACAUUAACCUGGCCAAACAGCAGUAUGUCACUGCCAAGAAGCUGGAUUCCUUGCUGGAGGCCAUAGACAAAGAUGAGCCAGUAGACCUCAGCUUGCUCCCUGCACCACCUGGGUCUGGAAUAGAAGAGAAUGUACCUCCUUCCUUUAAAGCAGCACCUCCUGCUGUUCCUGCACCCACACAGUUGCCAUCAGCUGAUCUCCAGGCUCCAAGCAGUGUCGGAGAAGCCUUGCAGCAGAGGUUGGACGUAUACAAAUCAGCAGCUGAGAGCGCUAAAAGCAAAGGAGAAGACCGUAAAGCUCGCAUGCAUCAGCGCAUCGUAAAGCAAUACCAGGAUUCCAUAAAAGCGCACAAGGCUGGGCGACCUGUCAGCUUGUCUGAUCUACCUGUACCGCCAGGCUGCCCUCCAUUGCAGGGCUCGGAGAGAGAGCAACAGAACUUUUUGGGUGUGCUGGAAACCGCAGUGAAGAUAGCUAAUGAGGAUCCAGAUGUAGAAGAGAACAAUCCCAGAGAGUCUGCCAAGACCUCUGUGCACACAUCUGCCCAGAAGGCCAAGUCUCCAACCCCAGGUGGCGCCACAACUCUCAAACUAGGAGGCAAAGCACAACAGCAAGUGGAUUUCUUGUUGCUACGACGACAGGCUUUUUUACGUGCAGCGCUACGCUCCAAGCAGAUGAAGGACAUGACGGCAGCAGCUCAGCACCUCAGACACGCUAAAGGACUCGACCCCAUGGUCGAAGCCGCCAAAUCUGGCCUUCCUGUUGAUAUUACCAAGAUUCCCAGAAGCCCAGUCAGCGAAGAAGACUACUCGUUGGCUCGUUCGCGUGCAUCUCCACUUUCUCCUCGCACCAGCGAGCAGUACCAAGGCCUCAUGGAUCUAUUGCGCAAACAGCAUGAAAAAUGUGUGAGCUCCUCGCUGCUGUUCACACACGUGGGCAAUAUUGCAGAGGCUCUCAAGUGUGAGAAACUUAUGGAAGACUCUUGGAAGAACAUUGAAAUAUUAAAGAAUGCACAUGCGAAAGGCCAACCAAUCCCGAAGUGCCACACGCAGGAAAAGAUCCUCAGUGUCGCAAAAAACUACCCCUCUUUGGCUCCCAAUGAAAUGAUACUGUACAUCAUCAGAGCCACAAACCUACCUGCCCCAUCAGGUGUGUCACCCAGUGAUCUGGAUACCAGUGUGAAAUUUGAUUUUCCUUUUCCCAGUGCGGAGGAGGCGCAGAGGGACAAAACCAACACGGUGAAAAGCACCAGCAGUCCAGAAUUUAAAGAGCAGUUCAGACUUAACAUCAACAGAACACAUCGAGGAUUUAAACGAGUCAUCCAGUCCAAAGGCAUCAAAUUUGAAGUCGUCCAGAAGGGGGGCCUCUUUAAACCUGACAAGAUUUUGGGCACAGCUCAACUCAAGCUGGAGGGCCUAGAAAACCACUGUGACAUCAGAGAGAUAAUUGAGUGGGCGUUCUGAUGAUCAACAUAUACAGUGGGGGAAAAAAGUAUUUAGUCAGCCACCGAUUGUGCAAGUUCUCCCACUUAAAAAGAUAACAGAGGUCUGUAAUUUUCAUCAUAGGAUGUGAAAAAAAAUCCAGGAAUUCACAUUGUAGGAAUUUGAAAUAAUUUAUUUGUAAAUUAUGGUGGAAAAUAAGUAUUUGGUCAAUAACAAAAAUUCAACUCAAUACUUUUUAACAUAACCUUUGUUGGCAAUAACAGAGGUCAAACGAUUACUAUAGGUCUUUACCAGGUUUGCACACACAGGUGGUAUUUUGGCCCAUUCCUCUAUGCAGAUCUUCUCGAGAGCAGUGAUAUUUUGGGGCUGUCGCAGAGCAACACGGACUUUCAACUCCCUCCACAGAUUUUCUAUGUGGUUGAGGUCCCCAGACUGGCUAGACAACUCCAGGACUUUCAAAUGCUUCUUACGGAGCCACUCCUUCGUUGCCCGGGCGGUGUGUUUGGGAUCAUUGUCAUGCUGGAAGACCCAGCCACGUUUCAUCUUCAAAGCUCUCACUAAUGGAAGGAGGUUUUGGCUCAAAAUCUCACGAUACAUGGCCCCAUUCAUUAUUUCCUUAACACGGACCAGUCGUUCUGUCCCCUGAGCAGAAAAACAGCCCCAAAGCAUGAUGUUUCCACCCCCAUGCUUCACAGUAGGUAUGGUGUUCUAGGGAUGCAACUCAGUAUUCUUCUUCCACCAAACACAGCGAGUUGAGUUUAUACCAAAAAGUUAUAUUUUGGUUUCAUCUGACCACAUGACAUUCUCCCAAUCCUCUGCUGUAUAGUCCAUGUGCUCUCUGGCAAACUUCAGACGGGCCUGGACAAGCACUGGCUUAAGCAGGGGGAUGCGUCUGGCACUGCAGGAUUUGAUUCCCUGUCAGCGUAGUGUGUUACUGAUGGUAACCAUUGUUACUUUGGGCCCAGCUCUCUGCAGGUCAUUCACCAGGCCCCCCGUGUGGUUCUGGGAUUUUUGCUCACCGUUUUCAUGAUAAUUUUGACCCAACGGGAUGAGAUCUUGCGUGGAGCCCCAGAUCGAGGGAGAUUAUCAGUGGUCUUGUAUGUCUUCCAUUUUCUGAUAAUUGCUCCCACAGUUGAUUUUUUCACACCAACCUCCUUGCCUAUUCUAGAUUCACUCUUCCCAGUCUGGUGCAGGUCUACAAUUCUUUUCCUGGCUCCUUCGACAGCUUUUUGGUCUUGGCCAUUGUGGAGUUGGAGUCUGACUGUUUGAGGCUGUGGACAGGUGUCUUUUAUACAGAUAACGAGUUCAAACAGGUUCCAUUAAUACAGGUAACAAGUGGACGACAGAAGAGCUUCUUAAAGAAGAAGUUACAGGUCUGUGAGAGCGAGAGAUCUUCCUUGUUUGAAGUGACUAAAUACUUGUUUUCCACCAUAAUUUACAAAUAAAUUCUUUAAAAUUCAUACAAUGUGAAUUCCUGGAUUUUUUUUCAUAUUCUGUCUCUCACAGUUGAAGUGUACCUAUGAUGAAAAUUACAGACCUCUGUCAUCAUUUUAAGUGGGAGAACUUGCACAAUCGGUGGCUGACUAAAUACUUUUUUGCCCCACUGUAUUGUACAUAUUCAUGAAGACAGACAAGCUAAAUGAAUUGCGCUCCUUAUUUUACUCCUAUAAAAGUGGAACUGCUCUUUUUGGUGAAUUUUGGAAUAUUUCACAAUACCGAGCUCCAUUGUUUUAAGAGUUAAAAUGCAGAAAAAACAAAAAAUGUGUGUUUGUCUCACAUACGAUCGUGAAUCAAAGGAAACAUUUAAAAAAAGGGCAGUUCCCCUUUAAGAGACGCAAUCUUCUGUUAAUGACUUUAGUAUAACAAUUUUCGGACUAUUAUAAAUUAAUGUACAGAAUAAUCCUGGUUGUGCUUACUGACCUCGAAGCAAUUUAAUUUGGUACAUGGUGUAAUGAUAAGUGUGACCAGUAGACGGUAGUCACACAUAGGAGAUACGCACAGACUCCAAUAUGAUGCCAGUAAACAACACCAAAACUUAGCGGAAGUAGCGGAAAUUUUUACUUAUAUCUUGUUAUGUAAGCGUUAAAAAAUACCAGUGUAGUGGGUUUACAUAAUUCACCCAUGGAACUUUAGUUAUUAGACAGUUCCAGUCGAACGUUUUUUCACGGGACACAUUUCCAGCAUUGUAAUUACACUAGUGGGCCACGGAUGAGAAGAUCCUGCUCCGUUUUUGAUUCAAGUAAAGUCUGAAUGUCAUUAAAACAGUUAGCUCCAUCUUUUGACUCCCGUCCUUGCACGCUACACAGCUACAACAAAGAUGACGGGGAGAAGAAGCUGUCGAAGGUGAGCCACGUAAAUAAGGCCACCCACAAAAUGGCGCAUCCUUUAGCGACAGUCAGAAAGCGACUUGAAGAUGGUCUGUAAGACAUAAUAUAUGCAACAUUUUGACCAAAGAACCACCGUCACAUGUUAUGUAGACCACAAAGAAGUGUUUUUAAAUUUAGGAAAAAAAUCACAAUAUGACCUCUUUAAUGCGCCUUAUAAUCCGGUGUGACCUAAAAAUACAGAAUAUCAAAUUUGUGUGCGCAAUGAAGUUUGCGUUUGUUCUAGUACACACAAACUUAAUGUUUACCUGUGCACAUUUCAUGUGUUUGUCUGCUUGUGUGUGUGUGUGUGUGUGUGUGUGUGUGUGUGUGUGUGUGUGU
Nerophis ophidion (straightnose pipefish) is the source of this 5426-nucleotide messenger RNA. It is a transcript of the gene cc2d1a, whose product is annotated as coiled-coil and C2 domain containing 1A. Lineage: Eukaryota; Metazoa; Chordata; Actinopteri; Syngnathiformes; Syngnathidae. Gene Ontology annotation, molecular function: DNA-binding transcription repressor activity, RNA polymerase II-specific; RNA polymerase II cis-regulatory region sequence-specific DNA binding. Gene Ontology annotation, biological process: regulation of transcription by RNA polymerase II. The record is from RefSeq and is a predicted model, not a curated record. Bases 343 to 2742 code for a protein of 799 amino acids. The transcript has 23 exons. Gene Ontology annotation, cellular component: nucleus.